AACCGGUUCAGUGUUGAGCAAGUUCUGACCAGAGUAAACCACAAACUCGCGGUGGAAGGAUGAUAACUGUUUAAGCGAAACAUUGUGCAUUACUUUUGACCUUAUUUUAAAGUUGAACGUUUAAAAAAAAAAAAACGUUUUUGCUGGGAUGACAGCGUGAACUGGUUCACAGCCAUCUAUAAAAAUUCUGUCUACACUUGAUCACUAGCUUCAAACAACAGAACCAUCAUGUCAUCCACAGAAGAGCCGUCUGGCACGGUCCUGCACCGCCUCAUCCAGGAACAACUACGCUACGGCAACCCCACAGACGCACGUACCCUCCUGGCCAUCCAGCAGCAGGCCCUGCGCGGAGGCAGCGGAGGGUCCCCUGGUGGAGGGCCUGGGAGUGGAGCAGGAGAGGGCCCCGGUGGAGGGCCUGGGAGUGGAGCAGGAGAGGGCCCCGGUGGAAGUCCUCGCUCCUCUCUGGAGAGCCUCACCCAGGAAGACUCCUCGUUCCUCCAACUGUCAGCCCGCCAGGAGCCCCAGGGCCAGGAACACCAGGGAGACUACCAGCACUCGGAGAGUAGCUACCAGCUUUACCAGCUCCACGGCGAGGAGCUGCCCACCUACGAGCAGGCCAAAGCCCACUCUCAGUACCUGGCACAGCAUUGGGCACCCGCCACAGGCGCCCACAAGCAGCUGCGCGAACGGGACUACCAUGCGGCGGAUGAGGAGCUGAUUGAGUUGAAGCGAGGGCAUAUGCGAUCGCUGAGUGAGCAUCUCCUGCAGCUGUCUCUGGAGAGGAAUUGUGCCAUGGCGAAGUCUGAGGCGGUCAGGAGCUCCUCACAUAGCUACCCGGAGCUGGGUUACUGCGCCCCCCCACAAGGCCUCCAGGACAAAUGUAGCCCACACCCAGAGUACUCAUCUGUUCCCAUCAUGUCCCAAGGAUAUAUGCCCAUCCACGCCCAAGAGCCCCAGUGUGUGUACAGGGACAUUCCCCAGCCAAUCCAGACCGAGCAGCACAGGUAUGUGGCCCCAGUUCAGCAGCAAACGGAGACCUGCUACAGCAUGUUCACCAGUCGGCCCCCUGGUGUCGUGGAGGAGCCCAAGCAGGUGGAACUGCUGAUGCUGGAGAACGAGAGGCUGAGGCAGGAGCUGGAGGGCCACCGAGAGAAGGCCUGCCGCAUCCAGAAGUUGGAGCAGGAGAUCCAGAGGAUCUCAGAGGCCUAUGAGGCUCUGAUGCAGGGCAGCAGUAAGAGGGAGAGCCUGGAGCAGACCCUGAGGAGCAGACUGGUGGCCGAGAUCAGGAGGCUGCAGGACUUCAACAUGGACCUUAGAGAAAGCCUGGAAAAUGCCAGAACACAGGCCGCCAAAGAAGUGGAAGCUGCUGACCACAACCAGCACAUCAUGACCAAACUGCUCGAGCAAAGCGAGGAGCAGCAGUUUGAGCGUGAGCGUGCCGACCGCGAACUCCAGAGGCUGCGCAACUUCGCAGAGGAGCAGGGCCUGAGGGCGGAGCAGCUCGAGGAGGCCCUAGAGGCCCAGCGGUGCAGGGGCCGGCAGCUGGAAGAGGAACUGCGGCGGAAGCGGGCCUACGUGGAGAAGGUGGAGCGGCUGCAGAGCGCCCUGGCUCAGCUGCAGGCCACCUGCGAGAAGCGCGAGGGCCUGGAGAUGAGGUUGAGGACACGCCUGGAGCAAGAGCUGAAGAGCCUGAGGGCGCAGCAGAGGCAGUCUCACCCGCCGGGCGUGACGGUGGGCUCGCUGCACGAGCGUCUGAGGGAAAGAGAGGAGCGUAUCCUAGCCCUGGAGGCGGACAUGAUGCGCUGGGAGCAGAAGUACUUGGAGGAGAGCACCAUGAGGCAGUUCGCCAUGGACGUGGCCGCCACUGCCGCCGCUCAAAGAGACACAACCAUCAUCAACCAUUCCCCCUGUCACUCUUCAAACAACAGCUUCAACGAGGACCUGCCUGUAUCCGACUACCGAAACCAGGAGAUGGAAAACCGGAUCCGUGCUCUCUACGCCCAUAUCCUGGAGAAAGAUGCUGUCAUUAAGGUACUCCACCAGCGUUUGCACCAGGACCAGGUCGAGAAGAGUGGGUUUUGUCUGCGCGCCGCCAUGUCCACUUCUUCAAUUAGCACGGCCAAGUGCGCCAGCGUAAGCAAAGGUAAGAGUCUGUCAGACGACCAGACUCCUGUCUCUCCUCUCCGGUGCUCCUCCCCAGCUCACCCCAGCCAGAGCUGUGGAUCAGAGGAUGGAGCUAAGGUCAAGGAGCCAACCACUGGUUCUAAACUCAGCAUUGACAACGCUGCUGCUCAACAACUGAAGUCCUCCUCCUUGAACACAUUGAGAGGCCUGGAUGACUUGGAGGCAGAGGCAGUGGAAAUCUUCAUUUGAGGAAGUCAGACUUUUGAUCUUCGACAAGCGAUUCACUCGAGGGGGUGUGAGCUCUCGGAAAGCUGCGCAGAGUACCGACUACGUCAAUGGUCAGAGUUCUGAAGAAAAAUGUAGAAAAGACAAGAAUGAUGCAGAAUGAGAGCGGAAUGUAUGGGAAAAGGACUUGCGCUUUCACAUUUAGAGGGGAACUGUGCUAUUCCUCUCUCUUUCUCUCUUAGCCAGGCGACUGCAGGCUAGCCAUCUGGGUCUAUGAGACAAAAUGUGAAACAUUCUAGGUACUUGGACAGUAUUGCUGUUUUGUAACGGGCAACAUACUACUGUCCUGUCAGUGUAUUCCAACGUAUUUAUAUUUGCUUGAGUUGAGCAAAACUCCCUCAUCUCCAUAAUUUAAUAAAAAUGCCAACAACUCUUAACGUUCAUAUUUUCAACAGCCAUAUUCCCUAAGCCUCAGUAGCCGGUUCUACAGGUUUAGAAAUAUAACUUGUGAUGGUCUGUUUUUUUUUCUUCUUUAGAUUUCUAAAUAUGAUAUUUUGCUUUUCACCAAGUUCUUUUAUUGUUAUUUUCCGAAUGUUUCUUUGUGUGUAUUUUCUGAUGUGGUGAAUCCGCUGGUCAGAUUCAUCAUAGGGAUUUAAGCUGUAAACUACACCAUUUGGUUUUAGUUUACCGUGAGCCUUUUUCUGAACUAACAGGUUAAUAUAUUUUAUACAGAUGUUUGUAUAAUUAUUUUAGAUAUGUAGUGCUAUGAACAGGAUGCCAAAGAGGUUUGUGUGUUGUAAGUUAUGUGCUGACAAUCAUGGUUAUGUCCAGCUGUCCAACAACAGACAAAGCGUUGACCUCCAGCAAAUACAUUUCUGUGAACUCCUAACAAUAUGAAGGUUGUGAAUUUGAAUUCAAACAACAUUUCAUAAAGCAAUAAAAUAUUCUAAUAUAUAA
This is a messenger RNA of Oncorhynchus masou masou (cherry salmon), 3306 nucleotides long. Its product is annotated as angiomotin-like 2a. Gene Ontology annotation, cellular component: cytoplasmic vesicle; bicellular tight junction; plasma membrane. Lineage: Eukaryota; Metazoa; Chordata; Actinopteri; Salmoniformes; Salmonidae. Bases 229 to 2373 code for a protein of 714 amino acids. The record is from RefSeq and is a predicted model, not a curated record. Gene Ontology annotation, biological process: establishment of cell polarity involved in ameboidal cell migration; actin cytoskeleton organization; hippo signaling. The transcript has 10 exons.